CUCUAUCUGCAGCGAGUCUCCGGUAUGGACACAGGCUUCACGGCAGAACUUUUCACAGGAGAUUUUAUCGCUGUUGUUUUCCAUCUGACACGGCUCGUAUCACUCGGAGAUGGAUUUCUGAACGGAAUAAGCCGAAGCUGAGCCCGACUCUAGUUAAAUCUCCCAUUUGAAAUCGUUUUUUGUGUGUUGUUUGAGUUGUUAAAGGAAGAGGGGAAAAUGCCAGUUGCAACUCUUCUGCCUUUUACCGCGACCCCGAAUAGGAAGUCUGCCAGCCCGACUUCUUUCAGGUUGACAGAGAAAUUUAUUUUGUUAUUAGUGUUCAGCGCUUUUAUAACCCUGUGUUUCGGGGCAAUUUUCUUCCUUCCGGACUCCUCCAAGCUGCUCAGCGGAGUUUUCUUUCAUUCCUCCGCGGUCGAAACGAACACCCACACCGGUCCGGACAGCAGCGACGCGGGUUCGGCUGGAAACGACGACAGGCUCCUGGCAAAAAUCAAGAAGGACCACGAAAAGGCUCUGUUAGAGGCUAAGGAUACUCUACAAAAACUUCCCGACGUGAUACAAAAUGACAUUCUAGCUGAUAAAGCGAAAGUUACAAAGGAGAGCAUGGGUAAAGGUGGGAAGGAUGGCAAUAAUUUACCUUUCAUAGAGUACCACCGCCCGCCAGGGGCGACGGGACUAGAACCCCAGGACCCAGAAACCAGGGAGAGACGGGCUAAAAUCAAGGAGAUGAUGAAGCAUGCGUGGGACAGCUACAAGCGGUACGCCUGGGGUUCCAAUGAGCUCAGGCCCGUCUCCAAGCACGGCCACUCCAGCAAUCUAUUUGGAAGUAUAAAAGGAGCGACAAUAGUGGAUGCUUUGGAUACCCUCUACAUCAUGGAGAUGUUUGAAGAGUUUGAUGCUGCUACUGACUGGGUGGAAAAGAGCCUUGACUUCAACGUGAAUGCAGAAGUGUCGGUGUUUGAGGUGAACAUCAGAUUUGUUGGAGGUCUGCUGUCCGCCUACUACUUGUCUGGAAAAGAGGUGUUUCGCAGAAAGGCAGUGGAGUUGGGCGAGAAGCUGCUGCCUGCAUUCAAAACGCCCACCGGCAUCCCCUGGGCUCUGCUUAACCUCAAGAGUGGUAUCGGUAGGAACUGGCCAUGGGCAUCGGGUGGUAGCAGCAUCCUGGCAGAGUAUGGCACCCUGCAUCUGGAGUUUAUGCACCUCAGCAGACUCUCAGGAAAUCCAGAGUUUGCUCAGAAGGUAAUGAACAUCCGUAAAGUACUCAAUCGCCUGGAAAAACCUCAGGGACUGUACCCCAACUACCUGAAUCCCAACAGUGGACAGUGGGGCCAACAUCACGUGUCCGUGGGUGGCCUGGGUGACAGUUUCUAUGAGUACCUGCUCAAGGCCUGGCUGAUGUCUGACAAGACUGAUGAGGAAGGCAAGAAGAUGUACUACGAUGCCCUGCAGGCAAUAGAAACCAACCUGAUGAGGAAGUCCACCAAUGGGCUGACCUACAUAGCGGAGUGGAAGGGGGGGCUUCUGGAGCAUAAGAUGGGUCACCUGACCUGUUUUGCAGGCGGCAUGAUCGCUCUGGGUGCUGAUGGGGCGCCCGGUGACAAGACGGGCCACCAGAUGGAGCAGGCAGCAGAGAUCGCUCGCACCUGUCACGAGUCUUAUGCCAGGACAACUUUGAAACUCGGACCAGAGGCAUUCCGUUUCGAUGGCGGCGUUGAAGCCAUCGCCACCCGCCAGAACGAGAAGUAUUUCAUCCUCCGUCCUGAGGUCAUUGAGACCUACAUGUACAUGUGGAGGUUUACCCAUGACCCCAAAUACAGAGAGUGGGGCUGGGAGGCUGUACAGGCCUUGGAGCAGCACUGUAGAGUUGAAGGAGGUUACAGCGGCGUCAGAGAUGUCUACGCUUUAUCUCCAAACUACGACGACGUGCAGCAGAGCUUCUACUUGGCCGAGACGCUCAAGUAUCUCUACCUCCUCUUCUCUGAGGAUGACCACCUACCAUUCGAACACUGGGUCUUCAAUACCGAGGCUCACCCCCUGCCCGUCAUAAGGAAGGAUAAAACGGACAGACCCAACGAAGUGGAGUAACGGACCUGCCUGCACCGAUGCCCAGAAACGUGUGAGAACCUCGAUCCUGUAUACUGAGCCUCCAGCUGUCUGAAACUGUUGAGCCGCUUGGAGCCCUGAGUGGUUACAGAUCAGACUUCACUUGAUAUUGUUGAUGGGCUCAAAACUGAACCCACUUGUGCUGGAGCCGGGUUCUCGGUGGAGACUCCAGGGGUUUUUUUUGUUUUGUUUUCUUUCACUUGAUUUUUUUUUCUUCUUCUCUGGUUGAGUCCAAAGGCUGACCCAAAGCAACAUAUGUACUGCUGAAUAACAUGAUAGCUCAUCAAAAUGUAGACAUAAUAAUUUGAAUCAAGAUCUAAAGAAAAAAAAAAGGCUGUUUAUUUCACAACUCGGUUUGACUUCCUUCACUUUUCUGUUCAUUUGGAGGGACAGUGUGACCAGCUAUCACUUUAUUCAUCAGUGUAAUUGUUGCUAGUAGCCAUUUUUGAUGAGGAGGAGGACGCUGACAGUCAUUCACCACUGAUAUGAACUACCAUGGAGCCCGAGUGUUUGGGCACCACACCAAGGAAAAGCUCCCCACUGAGGAUCACAAGGCUGGCUGGCCGCAUGAACGGACGCUCAAUUCCCUUCACAUGUGUCGUCUUUUACCUGCUGCUCUACCACAGCAACAUCUGAAUAGGAACUAGGAACCGGUCUUUCCUGCACCGACUUGAGUGUUUCAUAGUGUCGUCAGAGAACCGCUGGUUUUCUUAAAAGAAAAUAGAAAAAAAGGAAAGACGCAGCACAACCCGAGCCUCUUUUUAUAAACCUAACCGACUCUGCUUCCUCCUUCCAUUCUCUUGAGUUGGAUGUGACAAAUGACGACCAGCCGCACCAGCUCAUUACCUGCCAGUAACUCCACUUUCUCCCCACGAUGUUUACACAAAGCCAUCCUCCUCCUCCUCUGUAUUCUUCUUCUGCUUUUCAUCUGCAUCUUUGACCCGCUUUUAGAUCUCUUUCUCCUUCUCAUAUGUGCUCUGGGGGUUCGACCGGCACAGGGGUUUUAAAAACGGAAUCUGAAUUCGUUCGACAGUUUUUCUCCAUUUACUGAAAAAUAAAAGAAAAUUUUUUUCUUUCUUCCUUUUUGGAAAGGAACAAAAUUCACAGCCUAUGAUUACAGGCUUUUAAACACUGAAAAGAGCAUGAACCAAAAGAAAAAAAGGAACAUUUGCCUCAGUCUGAUGGAGCGUUCAACCACUUUUCACAGUCUUACUCCAAAGAUGAUGUCUGCACAGCUGUAAUGGAGCAUGGAGAUUAGUUGGAGUGCGGAUGAAAGCUGUAGAAAGAAUUAGGUACUGAUUAGGUCCUGACAUUCAACAGAAAUCUUCUGAAAAUGCUAAUAUCCUCACAAUUGACCAUGUGUAUGCAUUAAAAAUUUAGCUUCCAGGCUCUCUACAAGAGGAAACUGAUUUAUUACAGUCCUCUGUAAUCCUUGUGCAUCAGUCGAGCCCUCGUCCUCUUCUUCACCGCGGUGUUGCUUCUUCUUGUUUCCGUCCUCCAGGUCCGCGUAGGGCAGCCUGUAGGAUCUUCCCUCCUCUGUGAGGAGACGCCGUCGCUCGACUCUUCUAUAACUAUCCACCUUCACACACACACAAGAAGCCAUACUACUGCAACGCAGCUUCACCGUGCUGUCGUUAACGGGUUUUUUUGUUUUGUUUUUUUUCAUCCUCCACUCAUACGUAGAGUUUGUGACCGUGUUUGCUGCUUUUGUAUCUUCAGAGUCGCGCUCGCCUGGUCAUUUUAGUUUAAUUUCACGGUGAAGACUUCUCCCGAUGCCACACAGGAACCAGAUUUAAUCCAGUUUAGUCUUCGAUCUAGUGCCUUCGCUGUAGAGAAGGAGGGAGAAAGCAGCUCACGCAAACACAAAAAGCAGUUUCAAAGCAGUAUUGCAGCUUUAACUAAGAGCUCCCAUUGCUCUGAUGAGGAUUAUAAUAAAACUAGACACGGAUUAAAGGAUGAUAACUGCUUUUUAAUUUGACGUUUGGACUAAGUUGGGCUUGAUAAAUGGCUCAAGAGUUGGUAGGAACUUGGGCUUUGUUGUGCUAAGAGGGAGAUCAGAACACCAAAGUCCUGAGUUAAGAAUUGAAAUUGAAAAUAAGUCCUAUGCGCUUUACUUUUUCCAUCUCCAGAGUCUGCGUCUCUGUUGGGAAUCGCUGUCUAAUCAUUUGAGACCUGUGCAGGGCUCAGUCAACACAUAUUUGUUUGGCUAUACUGACAUCUAGUGGUAAGAGCUUAUUUAGCAUAUUACAGUCUGAAUAACCGCAGUCUGAUAAGUCAACAGCUAUUUCUAUGUCCGUAAAAGUAUUUUCAGCUCAACAAACAAAGAAAGGGAAAACAUGCACUGUUGUACUUUGAGCCUUUAGAUUGAAUAUUCGAUGGAGCGAGGGCGUAGCUCAUACAACUGCACAUUCAGUUCUGCUUAUCCUCCAAAUGAGCUUUAAACUGACAGAUGGUGAGUCUUUAGAAAGUUCAGUCAACAACAGGAUCACUGCUGAGCUGAUUUAUUUGUGCUGGCUGAGCGACGCUGGUGAAGGUUAUUUUUCUCAGCAGGUUAAAGAACAUUUGCCCCAGGUGUCUCAGAGCAGGUAAAUCAGUCUGUAAGGGUUUCAGAAUCAGUGCUUCCUGUUUUUGUUUUUUUUCUUGUUUCAUCAUCAGUUCUGCAUCUUCCAGCUUACCUGCAGUGUUGUUUUAUCCAUCUAGAUUUUUUUUGGUGCAAGUCCUCCAGUUUUGUAGAACAUACAGUCAAGAGGAAAACAUCAUGGGUUUAUGUGCACUUCUUCCAGCACGUUUAAUGGGCACAGAUUGAUGGAAAGGAAAUACAUGAAACCGCUCAGAAGAAUGUUUGUAGAGUUUUGUGGAUUCGUAAAAGGUUUAUCCCCAAAAGUUGAUUCUGUUCAUCUGGACGUAGCGUUUUCAGUGGGGGAAACGUUUCGUC
Messenger RNA from Neolamprologus brichardi, 5038 nucleotides. It is a transcript of the gene man1a1, whose product is annotated as mannosidase, alpha, class 1A, member 1. NCBI's taxonomy places the organism in Eukaryota, Metazoa, Chordata, Actinopteri, Cichliformes, Cichlidae. Gene Ontology annotation, cellular component: Golgi membrane; endoplasmic reticulum; extracellular exosome. Gene Ontology annotation, molecular function: calcium ion binding; mannosyl-oligosaccharide 1,2-alpha-mannosidase activity. Gene Ontology annotation, biological process: mannose trimming involved in glycoprotein ERAD pathway; carbohydrate metabolic process. The record is from RefSeq and is a predicted model, not a curated record.